This is a messenger RNA of Punica granatum (pomegranate), 2470 nucleotides long. Lineage: Eukaryota; Viridiplantae; Streptophyta; Magnoliopsida; Myrtales; Lythraceae. The record is from RefSeq and is a predicted model, not a curated record.
UCAGCCAGUUACCUCAACCCGGCCCACAUAGCCCUCUUCCUCAUCCCUUCCCCCCACUUUCCACCAAUUCCUUGAUAAGCUUCUCCACCUCAUCUCGCUUCACAUCGUGACCCUCUCAAAUAAAAAAAUCUAUCUAUUUUUCUCAAUAAUAAUUUUUGGACCGACAAGUUUGUGGUUGGACCAUUGCUCCCCAUAUCCGGUGUCCCCUUGGUGCGUCAUUUAUAUCUCCUGUGUCAUGUCUCCAUCUUAACUAAUGUGAUUUUCUGAACCAGUGGAUGGUGCCUCAGUCCCUGUAAUAAAUAUAGACUCCAAUCUCUUAGGGUUGAUCAAGAGCACAGAGACGAAGCUGAGCAAAAAAAAAAAAAAAAAAACAGAGCACAGACACGGAGAUGGCCUCCAGUAAUGGAUUCUCCAUGAAACCUCAUGCGGUCUGUUUGCCCGCCCCGACUCAGAGCCACAUUGGUGCGAUGCUUAAACUCGCAAAACUCCUCCACCACCGAGGCCUUUGCAUCACCUUCGUCAACACAGAGUUCAACCACAGGCGCCUGCUCGAGGCCAGAGGCUCAAGCUUCCUUCAAGAUCUCCCAGCCGGCUUCCAGUUUGUGGAGAUUCCAGACGGACUUCCAUCGUCGAAGGCCAAUGCCACACAGUCUGUUGUCUCCCUGUGCGAGUCCGCUAAGCUAUACAUGGGGGCUCCAUUCUAUGCCCUCAUCGAAGACCUGAACAAGCGGGCGUCUUCAGGUUCUGGCUUUCCACCGGUUUCUUGCAUUGUAGCGGAUGGUUUAAUGACGUUCUCAGCCUAUCCCGCCAGUGAGAAGUUUGGGAUCCCUGUCGUGAACUUGUGGACUAUACCAGCAUGUGCCCUGAUGGGAUUACUCCAUUAUCCUAAGCUCAAGGAAAAGGGCUUAACUCCACUAAAAGAUGAAAGUUACCUCACAAAUGGCUUCCUUGAGACCAAAAUUGAUUGGAUUCCAGGGAUGACGAAUAUGAGAUUGCAUGACAUGCCGAGUUUCUUCCGAACUACCGAUCCAGAUGAUUUCGUAUUCCAUUUCAUGAUGGACACGACUGCAAGAUUUGAUAAGGCUUCUGCGACAAUCAUCCACACUUUUGAACCACUCGAGGCAGAUGUUUUGAGUGCUCUCUCGUCUAUGUUCUCUAGGACUGUUUAUGCAAUCGGCCCGUUUCAACUACUUAUCGAUAGGAUUUUAGAAAAUGGGAACCAUUUGAAGCACAUGGGUUGCAGUCUAUGGAAAGAAGACGUGGAGUGUCUCGAGUGGCUCGAUUCGCAGAAACCUGAAUCAGUGCUCUACAUUAAUUUCGGAAGCAUAACUUUUUUGACAUCGCAACAAUUGGUUGAGUUUGCUAUGGGCAUCGCUAACAGUAAACACCCAUUCCUAUGGAUAAUUAGACCCGACCUAGUGGACGGGGAUACUGCAGUGUUACCUCCUGAAUUCACCAAUGAAACAAAGGGGAGAGCCUUUAUAACUGAAUGGUGCCCUCAAGAGGAAGUACUCAACCACCCUUCGGUCGGAGGGUUUCUGACCCACUGUGGGUGGAACUCAGUGAUUGAGAGCUUGUCUGCCGAAGUCCCGAUGUUAUGUUGGCCUUAUUUUGCCGACCAGCAAACAAUCUGCAAGUAUGCCUGCACAGACUGGGAGGUCGGGCUAGAGAUUGGCAGUGAUGUGAACCAAGACGAAGUGGAGAGGCUCGUGAAGGAAUUGAUAGAAGGAGAGAAAGGAAAGCAGAUGAAGAAAAGGGCAACGGAGUGGAAGCGACUUGCCUUCAUGGCAACAAGAGAAGAAGAAAAAAGGAUUGGAUGAACUCAUGAUGUCAUAAUUCCAGCUAUUUAGUUUAGUUCUGAAUCUAGUCAAAUCACAGAGUGAGAAAGAUCUUUAAGUAAGCAGUGGCUUCUUUCAAAGCUCAAGCAACUUGUGACUUCUGUCGCUUUGUGUACCGGAGGAUUGGCUCCUUAACCUGCAGAAACACAAGAAAUGCGGUAUCUCAUCGUUUAAUGAAAUUGAAAGAAAUCUUGAGCCUGUGCAGAGUCCAUUCUUAUUCUUAAAUGGAGGAUCUGAGAGUUACCGUGCUCGUCUUCCUCGGGCGUUUAUCUUGGGUUGACCUGCUACAAAGAACGGUGUCCCCCUCUUCGCCAUUUGGGGUGCCAAUGUUUGCUCGGGCAUUGCCAUUCCCGGGGACGAAUUAUUGUCAUUCCAAUCCUUGAUGGUAAACGAAUUAUUUUCGUUUUCCCUUUUGUAUAUUGUAGCAAUAUAUGAAAUUUUUUAUAGUGUAAGGGCUCAAUUGAAGUUACGGAUAUCAGGAUGCACAAAAAAAAAAAAUAAAAAAUAAAAAGAAAUUGCUCCAUAUAAUAUUUGACUAUUUGGUGCUUAGGGCCACAACUAUUAUUAGGUAGGUGUCUUGACUAAUCUCAAGAUUUGUGAAUAAACUUUCCACUUCUUGCUCUUUUUAAUUA